Molecule: messenger RNA, 1195 nt
Organism: Xiphophorus maculatus (southern platyfish)
Lineage: Eukaryota; Metazoa; Chordata; Actinopteri; Cyprinodontiformes; Poeciliidae
Product: C-type lectin domain family 4 member G-like
Exons: 8
Coding region: 72-1121 (349 amino acids)
Biological process (GO): biological process involved in interspecies interaction between organisms
Cellular component (GO): external side of plasma membrane
Molecular function (GO): fucose binding; D-mannose binding
Source: RefSeq, a predicted model, not a curated record
CUCCGUACUUCAGGUCCAAAAGCGCUGCUGAUCCCGAAGAGAAAAUUCACAGAAAGUUGGGCCAAAGCAGGAUGAAGAACUGCGGGGACAAUGACUCCAAUCCUACACACAAUGACAAUCGUGAAGCACAAGAAGAAAGAUCAGGACUCCCUAACUCUUGUCUGUUUUGGGGGUGUUUGUGGAUUUCUUCUAUCCUGGUAGCUGGAUCAAUCGUCUACAUGAAUGUAAACAUGAGCGAGCAGCAGGGAAGUAUUAAAGACCUUACAACAGAACAAAAGCAACUGACUGACGAAAUAAAGAUGGUGAAGCUGAGCCAAAUGAGUCGAGAGAGAGAAGAGCUGAUCCGAGAAAGAGAGGAGGUGACCCGAAGGAGAGAGGAGGUCACCCGAAGGAGAGAGGAGGUGACCCGAAGGAGAGAGGAGUUGAACCAAAAGAGAGAUGAGCUGAACCGAGAGAGAGAGGAGGUGACCCGAAGGAGAGAGGAGUUGAACCAAAAGAGAGAUGAGCUGAACCAAGAGAGAGAGGAGGUGGCCCGAAAGACAGAGGAGGUGACCCAAGAGGCGGAGGAGGUGACCCGAAAGACAGAGGAGGUGACCCGAAAGACAGAGGAGGUGACCCGAGAGGCGGCGGAGCUGAAAUGGACCCUGGGAUUCUUCCAGAAGUUUGACAUCUUUUCAAUUAAUAACUACUGUCCUGCCAAAAGAUGUAAGCCGUGCCUGCAUGACUGGAUUUUCUUUCAGAAGAAAUGCUACCUGUUUUACAACGAAGCAGCUCCUUGGAAGACCUGGGAACAAAGUCGAAGGUUCUGUCAGGACAGACGAGCAGAUUUGGUUGUAAUUGAUGAUCUGCAGGAGCAGGAAUUUGUCAGCAAACAUGUCAAAUCCUACUUUGAUAUUCAGUGGGGAUACUGGCUGGGGUUACAACAAACUAACAACACCUGGACCUGGGUGGAUGGACGUGUAGACACGCUCGGGUUCUGGAUGAAGGAGGAGCUCAAACCUGCAGGACCAAAAGCCGGGCUGAUGCCAGGAAGAAAUCCCUCAGAGAGCUGGAACAAAGCAGACAGUUUCUUCCAGAACAAAUUCAUCUGUGAGCACGAAGCUUUCCAAAGUCUCUGGUGACGUAGGGCUACGGCCGUAACCGAAGAACGCUUUGAAAACAUCGCGUACGAUGUGCACAUCCGCCGAGAGCGCAG